AUGACGUCUCACGGAGUGUUGCUGCUGGCGGCGGUCUGCGGCAGUCUUGUGGCGGCUCAGCUGGACACGUCAGCCAGCUACCCGGCCGGCUACGGCCUGGGCUACAACCUGGGCGGCAUGGGCUACCUGGGGGGCGGCGGCGGCGCGCUGCAGUCCGUGUUCUCGGGCGGCCAGGCGGGGGGCGGCCAGGCGGGGGGCGGCGCGCUGCACAAGUCGUCGCUGUGGCAGGGCGGCGGCGGAAGCCGGGCCGGGGGCGGCGCGGUGGUGUCCCAGGGCGCCGCGGGCGGCGGGGGCGGCAGCAGCUUCGCGCAGAACGGCUACUUCGGCGCCGGGGGCGGCGCCAGCAACAGCUACCAGAAGGGCGGGGCGCUGAUGGGCGGCGGCGGCUACUCGCAGUCAGGCGGCAGCAAGGGCGAGGCGAAGCAGGCCGACCAGCACAAGAAGGGCCACAGCGCGCGCGGCUUCCAGAACUUCCACCACAAGGACGAGACGGGCAAGCAGUCGACGUUCGUGGACGAGUCCAACGACGAGGGGGAGACGGUGGAGGUGCGCGGCCAGGGCGCGCAGUUCGGCGGCGCUAGCGGCGCGCGCUUCUCGGGCGGCGCGGUCAACGGCCAGGCUCAGGCGGCGCAGGGCGGCAGCCGGGGCGGCUACGACGGCGGCUACGCCGCGGGCGCGCAGCAGGGCGGACAGACGGGCUACGGCAGCCAGGCGCUCGCCCAGGGCGGCCAGCGCUUCGCCAGCGGCGCCAACAACCUCGCCGGCUACGGCGGCUACGGCGCCAACAACGCCGCCAACUACGGUGGCUACGGCGCCAACAACCUCGCCAACUACGGCGGCUACGGCGCCAACAACGCCGCCAACUACGGCGGAUUCUUCGUCUAGGACGCAACCUCCGACUGCAAAUCAAUGACUGUUUAUCCAUCUGAACAUGCAAAGUUCUCAUUAUUAUUUAGUGACAAGGUUGAAUGUAAUUUGAGGGGAAAAAAAAACUAUUAGUUAGUGGAUGAUUUUGUGAUGGAAGUACAUAA
Bacillus rossius redtenbacheri is the source of this 1031-nucleotide messenger RNA. RefSeq lists its product as uncharacterized. Bases 1 to 885 code for a protein of 294 amino acids. Lineage: Eukaryota; Metazoa; Arthropoda; Insecta; Phasmatodea; Bacillidae. The record is from RefSeq and is a predicted model, not a curated record. The transcript has 3 exons.